CUGUCAGAGCAGCCACAGCUCACAAAAAAGAACUCAACUUAAAUAUCGAGAAAAUGUCUUCACUGCAAAUGUCCGAGAUGAGCAAGACCUAUCAGUACCGCAAGGUGAUGAAGCCCAUGCUGGAGAGGAAGCGUCGUGCCAGGAUCAACAAGUGCCUGGAUGAACUCAAAGAUCUGAUGGUGGCCACCUUGGAGUCCGAGGGCGAGCAUGUCACCCGCUUGGAGAAGGCCGACAUCCUGGAGUUGACCGUGACCCACUUGCAAAAGAUGAAGCAGCAGCGUCAUCAGAAGAAGGCUUCCGGCGAUGAGAGCUUGACUCCGGCUGAGGGUUUCCGUUCCGGCUACAUCCAUGCCGUGAACGAGGUCUCCCGUUCACUGUCUCAACUGCCUGGAAUGAACGUCAGCCUGGGCACUCAGUUGAUGACCCACCUGGGACAGCGACUCAACCAAAUUCAGCCAGCUGAGAAGGAACCUCUUCCCGUCACCGCUCCUCUCUCCGUUCACAUUGCCACCCGGGAUGCCUACUCCGUGCCCAUUUCGCCAGUCUCCAGCUACGCCGGCAGCCCCAACUCCAAUGCCAGCUCCACCAGCCACUCCCUGUUGACCACCAUCGACGUGACCAAAAUGGAGGACGACAGCGAGGACGAGGAGAACGUCUGGCGUCCCUGGUAGAAGGGUUUUCUACUUAUAAGAAAAGAACCCCGGAGAGAUGAUGGAAAGUAAAAGUCUUCCGAGUCACUGGAAUUCCCCCAGUUGCGACUCCCCACCUAGUUUUAAGCACCUAAACACCAUAAACACACAAAGCUUUAGAUGAGAACCCUCGCAGUUCAUGUGAUAACUAAAUAAAUAAUAAAUUAUAUAGCUAAAAUUGAAA
Molecule: messenger RNA, 873 nt
Organism: Drosophila takahashii
Lineage: Eukaryota; Metazoa; Arthropoda; Insecta; Diptera; Drosophilidae
Gene: E(spl)mgamma-HLH
Product: Enhancer of split mgamma, helix-loop-helix
Biological process (GO): anterior/posterior pattern specification; regulation of transcription by RNA polymerase II; regulation of neurogenesis
Cellular component (GO): nucleus
Molecular function (GO): protein dimerization activity; DNA-binding transcription factor activity, RNA polymerase II-specific; RNA polymerase II cis-regulatory region sequence-specific DNA binding
Source: RefSeq, a predicted model, not a curated record